UGCAGGCGGGCCGCUCGGACUGGAGCUCAGUCUGCAGGUCCUCCGCGGAGCUGAGCUGAACCACAGAGAGACUCGCGGAGAUUUAACGGACAAAAUUCACCUUUUCUGGUCGUUCUUUCAGACAAUGUGAGGAAAAUGUCCGGAACGAGCUCUGACUGGGUGGAAAUCCUGGAGCCCCGCUCCCGAGAGCACAUGUACGUAAACCUGGCAACAGGAGAGUGUGGCUGGGACCCGCCUGUCUACGCUCCUGUUCGCCAGGCUGACGGCAACCAGUGGUGGGAGCUCUUCGACCCCCAGAGUGGCCGAUUCUACUACUACAACGCCACUGGUCGGCUGACCGUUUGGCACCGGCCACAAGGAGCUGACAUCGUGCCCCUCUCUCAGCUCCAGGCCAUGAAGCGCUGCGCGGAAACUGAACGCAGGGCAGACGGUACUAAAGAGAGGCAGUACGGGACUGGGAGCAGCAAGAGCCUAGGCAGGCACACUCCUCAGCCUCCAGCUGAACCCUUCACUAAAGAACCUGAAACUCCUGAGAGAGAGACCAAAGAACAAGACCCUGAGAACACGCAGCAGCCAGAUCCCAGCUCAGAUAGUGGGAAGGAUUCGCUCAGUGAAGAUCAGCGCCGGGACACAGCUCAGAGAUGGCAGCCCCCUCCUGGUUCUAAGGCCACCAUGUUGGUAAAGGUUAACAGCAUUGGGCGAAACCAGACAAGAGGAACCACAGAAUCUGCUUCCCUUCAGCUCCCGAGCGACAGUACCCACAGUAAAGCCGGCAGUCAUGGUGCCUGCACUCUAAAUCCGGGGAGUACCAAGUCAGCAGCAAACUACUUGUUGUGUGCUCAGGCUUACAAAACCACACCAGCUGGCAAGAUGGCUCCGGACACCAGGCAGGCCCACCACCUGAGAAAGGCCAGCAAUGGUAGCUUCUGUUUGGUGACCUCCGGCGACACUGUCCAACAACAGGUAUCCCUUAGGGUUCAAUCCAGCACCCCCAGGCCAGUGUCUCCUCACUAUGGAGCGACUGCACGCCUGUAUGAGGACCCCCCAACAGAUAGUCCUAUUUAUGAUGAACCUCCAGUUGAUAUGGAAGUAGAGGGUGCUCACCUUCAUAGUGCCUCAGCCCGUCACGGGCACAGCCUGCAGAAGACUAAGCUUCUCCAGCACCCAGGACAGACUCACUCUGCUUCCAGACACAAAAGAAACCCCUCAGCAUCGGACUACAGCCCAGCUGGUCUGGAGUGCAUCAGACACAUGGUGAAUGUCGAUCCUAAACAGGCACUCCUUUCAUCGUCCCUUCUUUCCCCAAGCCCCUCAACCUCUUCUGGGCCUGAAUCUGCGCCCUCCCAGGCCCAAAAAGAAACCGUCAGCCUGGAGAAGAAGCAGUCAUGGAGGCUUCUAGAAGCUGGUGUGCUCAGGGCCAUGGAAGUGCAUCAUAGCCGGCAAACCAGCCAGGUCUCUCAGGACUACUCCACCCCACCACCUCCUACAGGAACCUACCAAGACUCUGGAUACUCCACUGGACCAUCCCCUAGUUUGCGGAGGAAGAGCAGGAGAAGGAUUGGCGCUGGGAUCCAGUGCCGUCCCGGCUCUGUGGGUAGCACCGGAGAGCUCACUGCCCUAAACGAGCGUCUGAUGGCCGAGAUGAGGGAGGUGGUGAGCCGCUCCAACACAAUGCGUGAGACCAAGACAGGUCUGGAUUCAGAGAUGUUGGAGGGCUGCACAGUGCAGCAAUCACGUUCCCCUCUGGGCUCACCCAGGAGGUUUGGUGGUGGAGCAAGGUGUUCCUCCAGGGAAGACAUUGCCUCAAGCAGCAGGUCUUUAAGCAGAUCAGGAAACUAUGCCAGUGUGACCCUUGCCACGCUGGAGAUCCCUGGCAGGCAGAAGAGGACGUACGAGAAGGUGGACACACUGGAAAAGAGUAUUAACAGCCAGGUUAGCCUCUCCUCUCCUGAGACUCCUGGACCCCCUUCACAGGCAGGAACGCUAGACUUGAAGGCUCAGCUCGAGAACAGGAAAAAAGGCAUGGUCGACGGCCGGACGGCCUCUCUCGGCCCUCCUGGUGGCGCCACGGCGCGAGUCACAAGUGGGGACUACCAGCUGUCCUACGCCACCAUGCGGCAGCCUCCCCCGCCGGACACCGCAGGUAUGGCCGACUGGGCCAGCAAGCACCUGAACCUGCACACGCAGGGCCUGUUCCGGCGCCGGGUUUCCAUCGCCAACAUGCUCUCCUGGAACCGCGGCUCCAUCAAGAAGCCAAUGCUGGUGACCAGCGACCGCACCGUGCGGAAGGAGGCCUGCGAGAUGUUCAAGCUAGUCCAGGCCUACAUGGGUGACCGACCGUCGAGGCUCGACCGCCGACACGCAGCCCUCCUCAUCGUCACCAAGUGUUGGGGCAUGCAGGGCCUGCGGGAUGAGCUGUACGUGCAGCUGGUGAGACAGACCACGGGUAACACCAGCCCUCGCAGCCUGGCCACUGGCUGGGAGCUUAUGGCAGUCAGCCUGGCUUUCUUCGCUCCCUCACCCAAAUUCUGCUGCUACCUGGAGGGCUACAUCCAGCGCCACAUGGACCCGACCAGUGAUAAGAAACGUGAGUUUCUUGGUCAGGAACAGGUUACUCAGUUCAUUCUGGACCAGCAGGACUUUAAGAAGAAGAAUUCAAAGUCCAGAAAGAAGAGAAAGCAGAACACAGACGAAGAAGAAGAGGCUCUCCCUAUAAGCACGUAUGCCAAGUUCUGCUACCGUAAACUGAAGAAAGUGGCUGUCACCGGCGGGAAAAAGGGCCUUCGUAAGCCCACCCUAGAGGAGGUGGACCACAGCAGGAGAGCAAUCAUCACCCCCUCUCUGUUUGGGAGCUCUUUAGAGGAAGUGAUGGAAAGACAGAGUGAGCUCUUCCCAGACAGGAAGUUGCCCUGGGUGCAGGUGCAGCUCUCGCAGUACAUCCUGGCUCUCGGAGGCGCUCAGACCGAAGGAAUAUUCCGGGUUCCAGGAGACAUUGAUGAAGUCAAUGCUCUGAAGCUACAGGUGGAUCAGUGGAGGAUUCCAGAGAACCUUUCAGAUCCCAAUGUUCCAGCAUCUCUAAUGAAACUGUGGUAUCGAGAACUAGAAGAGCCCCUGAUCCCCAUGAGUUUCUACAAGCAGUGCAUCAGUAACUGCGACGACCCCGUGGCAGCCAUCAGCGUAGUUCAGUCCCUGCCGGACCUCAACAGACUGGUGCUGUUCUACUUCAUCCACUUCCUUCAGGUGUUUGCCCAGCCUGCCAAUGUGUCUGUUACCAAGAUGGACGUGAACAACCUGGCCAUGGUGAUGGCCCCCAACUGCCUGCGCUGCCAGUCGGAUGACCCCCGCAUCAUAUUCGAGAACACGCGGAAAGAGAUGGCCUUCUUACGCAUGCUUAUCGUCCAUCUUGAUACGAGCUUCAUCGAGGGGAUUGUGUGAUGUCCAUUACCGACCAGCUCAGUUUAAGAUCUUACAUGUGCUCUUUCUAAAUGUCGAAUGCACUGAACCCAACAGGUCCGAUCUCAGUGAUGUACAGACUCAAACCGGACUUAAAGCCGUUCUCCCAGCCAUCUUAAUGGCUGGAUUUGUACAGCUUCACAAAGCAAUACAUCAUCAUCUCCUCCUGCACUCUUUCUUCAUCACUCCUAAAACUAAAAAGAAGCUUUAGACGGUUCUCUGAGCAAAACCACAGAAGAACCACUUUUGAUUCUAUACAUUUGUUCCAACCAUGUUUGUAAUAAAAGAUGUGGUAGUGUAAAACACCUUAACAUAAAGUGAAGGUUCUUCAGAAUGUUCUUCAACUUUUGCAGGACUGGUUCUUCUUAUGGAAGUGGUUCUUCUGUGGCGUCCCUCCGAGAACCAUUAGAACCACCAUUAUUUAUAGAGUUUAUACUCCAGUGUUUUAGACUGAGGUUUAUGUUAUGAAACAGGUGAAGAUGCAGGUGUGGUAUACAGGGGUUGCAAGGUGUAAUUGUCUCAGAGUAAGCCAUAGUGACGUCAUAAUCAGCGUCCUUUACAACUAUCCUCUCUGUUUUGUUGUUUUAUUUUGUUUUUUGGCAAGUGUGUUUCAAAAAAAGCUGUGUAUAAUUUGUUAUUCUGUACAGACAAAGCUGUUGUUAGUUUACUAACGAUAUGUUAACAGAUAAAAGCUGUAGUUGUAAUGAGGUUUUGUUAGAGCAGACAGAGCGCCUUUUGAUAUUUUAAGCCCUUGAAAAAAAUAAUAUAUAGUAUUUUAAGCAAUAAGAGUUUUCUACUGUGCUCUUUUAUGGAACUUGGAAAAAAAACAGGCAUUAUUCAGACACUGUACCGACAAUCAGAACCUUAGCACCAGAACCUGAUUGGUGUGUUGGCCGCCCGAUGGACAGUCCACUGCUUCUCAUUGCAUCUGUAAAUAUUCAGAAGUUUUCUAUUGAACAGAAAUUAAACAGACUGAACUGAAUCAGUCGUCUGAUCCUUUAGUUGUCGGACACGAGUUUGAAUCACCAGGACUUUUGGACUUUUUGCCCACACUGAACUGUAUGAACACAGUUCUAAAUUUUAUAUUUCUUUAUCCAUGUUAACUGCAGUGUUAUUGAUUGUGAUGUUAUUGGUGUAAAUACAGUAAACGGGCAGUAACGCAUCUUUUACUGACUGUGCUUGAAUGAUCUGUGUAAGCGUAGCAUAGAAUUCUAAACAAAAGAGAACCUGUUUUGCUUUUUUGUGAUCAGUGUUUAUUACAGUGUUAUAAGCUGCACAUGUAUGAUUGAAAUGUACCUAAAAUAACGUGUUCUGUGUAAGUUUAUUUGUGUGAUGGUCCAAAAGAGGGAAAAAACAAUAAAAGGUUUCUCAAUUCUGUGAGAAUUCGUCUUGA
Messenger RNA from Astyanax mexicanus (Mexican tetra), 4846 nucleotides. It is a transcript of the gene arhgap46a, whose product is annotated as Rho GTPase activating protein 46a. The coding region runs from base 136 to 3435 and encodes 1099 amino acids. Gene Ontology annotation, molecular function: GTPase activator activity; protein binding. The transcript is spliced from 10 exons. The record is from RefSeq and is a predicted model, not a curated record. Gene Ontology annotation, cellular component: cytoskeleton; cytoplasm. Gene Ontology annotation, biological process: signal transduction. NCBI's taxonomy places the organism in Eukaryota, Metazoa, Chordata, Actinopteri, Characiformes, Acestrorhamphidae.